GCCGCGGCACUUCACCGCCGGCUUAAUGACGAUCGAAACUAGGAUACCGAUACAUAAUGGUCUAUACACAGGCGCUUGUCUUUGGAAAGAGUAUACCUAUGAUGUCGGAGGAGGAUAAUGUAGUUCACUUUCUAAGGAGGUUUGUCGAGCAGUUUACGUCCAGUGGAAAAAAAGAUACAGCUUUGUCGAAGCUUAAAGAGCGAUACGAAAAGAGUAAGAACUCCGGUAUGGACUGGCUGAGCUCAGGGGCAGAUGUGGAGCAGUUUGAAGAGAGCCUUCAGGUGGAGCUGAUAAGGCGUAUUGAGCUCUGCCUCUCUGAUGCCAAGCUGUCCCGCCUGCAUUGCCACCAGCUACAGCUGCCCCGGCAGCUCACGACACACGUCGCCCGGGACAUCCUGCGCUGCUCUGCUGACGAGCCCUGUGGACUACGGGGGGCGAUCAUUCAGCUGUUCCUGGAGACCAAGGGGGCACUGCAGCCCGUGGGCGGCCUGACUCCUGAUCACAGCAUCACCCCCACUUUCGAGCUGUCCGUCGUGUUCAAGGCUGACGUCGAGGGCUGGCCUGCUCUGAAGCAGCUGUUCGCCACUGACAAGGCACUUCGGCUCUGUCCUGGUUACAGACUGGUCAAAAGGAAACUCUACUCCUCUGCAAGUCCUGUCAUAAGAGACUUCAUUUAGAGCAACAUUAAUUAUAAAUGGAAUUGUUUACGCUACAAGAACACACUAAUGAGCCCGUUUGUCUUGAGGGGUAGUGGGAAAGUACAUUCUAAGCACCAUCUUUAAGGUCUACUGUUGUGUUAUAUUUGAAAUGUUAUUUUAAAUGGUGCAAACUGGUAAUCUGGUCAAAUCUGUGACAGCUCAUGGCUAGACAAUGACUACAGCCUUAUUCAAAGCCAACAACCAGUCAACCUCUGGAGUUACUUGUCUUACUGUUAUGUGCAAUGUGUUGGGUAUGUUAGUGUUACUGCCAGUCACCUGAUCCAGGUGUGAGCUGUGAGUUGUGAUGCGUCACGCAGUUACUAAUGCUCGAGGCUGCUGGGGGUGGGGGGGGCAUGCCUGGACGUCACCGUUCUAGAAACAGCUGCUGUGUGUGAUGUGGCACAUAUUAAUAUGGCUCAGGGGGAGUGAUUUGAAUUCAUUUGAAUGUUUGGUUGUGCUUUGGGUUUGGAGGAAGUUGCCUGUUUUCGGUGUCCUGGCUGACUACCUGGAGACCAAAAAGUAUAAAUGUCAGUGCACUUUUGGGUGUCACCUGCAUUUUGUGAAACCAUGGAAACCUCAAUGUCAGGGCAAGCUGGUCUUCCCUGUCUUUCAGUGUUAUUUAUUUCAGUAUUGAAUUCACAAAUAAACGUGUUUUUGAACAAAAAAAA
Molecule: messenger RNA, 1366 nt
Organism: Brienomyrus brachyistius
Lineage: Eukaryota; Metazoa; Chordata; Actinopteri; Osteoglossiformes; Mormyridae
Product: DNA damage-inducible transcript 4-like protein-like
Exons: 2
Coding region: 57-677 (206 amino acids)
Biological process (GO): negative regulation of signal transduction
Cellular component (GO): cytoplasm
Source: RefSeq, a predicted model, not a curated record